Messenger RNA from Effrenium voratum, 2903 nucleotides. The record is from the annotation of a GenBank genome assembly. NCBI's taxonomy places the organism in Eukaryota, Dinophyceae, Suessiales, Symbiodiniaceae.
GCCACAUCGGGGAAUCAACCGCACCACCGAAGCGCGCUGGGGGCUGGGGAGAAUGGCCUCCAGGCGUUGCAGUUGGAUAUUUCGCCAGGCCGUGGCGGCUGCGCUGCUCUGUGCAGUCGUGCUGAGGAAUGCCCCGGGCUUUGCUGGGCCUGCAACUUUUGCCCCAAGGCCAAGGAGCGCUCGAGGCGCUUCCUCCCGGGGCCUGUUGCGCGCGGCCGCUGCAGGCAUCGACUUCGACUGGUUCUUGGAUCUGACACGGCUCUUCGAGCGCACCAAGAUGCCGACCGACAUUUGGCAGGCUACCGCUGGCCUGAAGGAGCUGGGAGUGGACGUGGAUGAGCUGGCGGAGAUUUUGGAUGCCAAGAGGAAGAGGUGGGAGAAGGACCGCUUCUUGCAAGACCAAGAGCUCCCGGAAUACUUCAUGGACUUUGCCCUCGCUCUCCACACGUACACUCUGAAGAGCCCCUCGGUGUACAGUAAGAUCAGUCGCUUGCUGAACGAUCCAGACCGCCGGAAAGAUGUGAAGUCUCCGAAGAUGCGAGCGGCCAUGACCUUCGUCAAGUUCAUGGACGUUGCCUUGGGGGCCCUGCCCGAAAAGUUUCUCUUCCAGCCAGCAGGUGAGGCAGUGCUCUAUAGAGGAGUGAAAGGCUUUGUGCAUGAAGACCUGGAGGGGACGUUCGAGGCAGGAACAGAGAUCUGCUGGUACACCUUCAAAUCCAUGACGUCUGACAAAGAGCUCAUGAGGAAAGAUUUGUUCUGUGGCCAGCGGGGAAAGCGAAUGCUCUACUUGAUCCGCGGCGGCAGGGGCAAGCUCAAAUCCAUCCAAGCCUUUUCGCGCUUUCCAGAGGAGAAGGAGCUUCUGGGCCGGCCUUUGCAACGGCUGAUAGUGACAAGAAGCCAGAAGCGGAGCUGUGAAGAUGGGGACCCCUUCGUGUUUGCCGACAGUUUGGAGCUGAAGCUGCUGCCGAAUGAGCUGCCCCGCAGCAACCUGGAUGCCGCGCGUGCCUGGGUCUUGGCGAACCAGUUGGAUCCCAAAGCGUGGCUGGCCCUGGCGGAGUGUGGAACUGCUGCGGGGUGGUCGGUGGUUGUUCAUGGCCGGAACAAGACCGUGCGGACGUGCCUGGAACGGGCCUUGGCCCUGGAUGCCACGCUGCCAGGUGCUUGGCGGCGCUUGGCGGAUGCGGGCGGCGGCACGGUGAGCGGCAGGACAUACAGCGAGGAGGAGUGCCGAGACCGGGGGAGGGCGCUGGACCUGUGCCGGGCUGGGCGGUUUUUGGAAGCGCUGGAAGUGGACUUGACCUGUGACUUCGCCUGGAACUGUUUGGGGGUUUCAGGUGGUGGCACUGUGGACGGCCGGAGCUUCAGGGAAAAGGAGUGCUUUCUGCGGAGCUUGGAGCUGAAUCCGAAGAACAACGAUAUGGUUUGGAUUAAUUUAGGACGUGCAGGGGGCGGCAUUGUGGACGGCCGGAGCUUCAGCGAACAGGAGUGCUACUUGAGGAGCUUGGAGCUGAAUUUAAAGAAUGAUAUUGCUUGGAGCAAUCUAGGAUUUGCAGGUGGUGGCACUGUGGACGGUCGGAGCUACAGCAAAAAGGAGUGCUACUUGAGGAGCUUGGAGCUGAAUCCGAAGAACGAUAUGGUUUGGAUUAAUUUAGGACAUGCAGGGGGCGGCAUUGUGGACGGCCGGAGCUACAGCCAAAAGGAGUGCUACGUGAGGAGCUUGGGGCUGAAUCCGAAGAACGCUGCGGCUUGGAGCAAUUUGGGAUGUGCAGGGGGCGGCACUGUGGACGGCCGUAGCUUCAGCGAACAGGAGUGCUACUUGAGGAGCUUGGAGCUGAAUCCAAAGAACGAUAUGGUUUGGAUUAAUUUAGGACGUGCAGGGGGCGGCAUUGUGGACGGCCGGAGCUUCAGCGAACAGGAGUGCUACUUGAGGAGCUUGGAGCUGAAUUUAAAGAAUGAUAUGGCUUGGAACUGUUUAGGAUGUGCAGGGGGCGGCACUGUGGACGGCCGUAGCUUCAGCGAACAGGAGUGCUACUUGAGGAGCUUGGAGCUGAAUCCAAAGAACGAUAUGGUUUGGAUUAAUUUAGGACGUGCAGGGGGCGGCAUUGUGGACGGCCGGAGCUUCAGCGAACAGGAGUGCUACUUGAGGAGCUUGGAGCUGAAUUUAAAGAAUGAUAUGGCUUGGAACUGUUUAGGAUGUGCAGGGGGCGGCACUGUGGACGGCCGUAGCUUCAGCGAACAGGAGUGCUACUUGAGGAGCUUGGAGCUGAAUCCAAAGAACGAUAUGGUUUGGAUUAAUUUAGGACGUGCAGGGGGCGGCAUUGUGGACGGCCGGAGCUUCAGCGAACAGGAGUGCUACUUGAGGAGCUUGGAGCUGAAUUUAAAGAAUGAUAUGGCUUGGAACUGUUUAGGAUGUGCAGGCGGCGGCAUUGUGGACGGCCGGAGCUUCAGCGAGCAGGAGUGCUACUUGAGGAGCUUGGAGCUGAAUCCGAAAAAUGAUAUGGCUUGGAGCAAUUUUGGAUGUGCAGGGGGCGGUACUGUGGACGGCCAGAGCUUCACAGAAAAGGAGUGCUUCUUGAGGAGCUUAGAGCUGAAUAAGAAGAACGGUGAAGCUUGGAUAUGUUUAGGAUGUGAAUGGGGCGGCACUGUGGACGGCCGAGACUACAACGCAGUGGAGUGUUUCAGGGAGGGCUUCGAGCGCUGCUUGAAGAGUGGUCUAGGAGUUUGUGGGCGCAAGAAAUUGAGUUUGUGGAUGAUGCAAGCACUUUUAGGUGUCUUGAUUUUGCGUCAAGCAUUUUUUCGGCAAUUAUUGUGAACCACAUUUCCAGGCGCGUUCAGGGUGUUAUGGGCAUGUGAAAUCUUCUGGAGCGCUCCCAGACGCCGCGAAGCGCUGCCAGAGAUGCGGG